AUGAGGACACUUGCUUGGAACUGUCGAGGUCUGGGCAUUGACUCGACAGUUCGACGCCUCAAAGAGAUAAAUAGGAAAUAUCUCUUGGACAUCAUAUGCCUGUCUGAAACGAAACAACAAGAUGACUACAUCCGAGACAUUGGAGCUCAACUUGGUCUUUUCCCUUCUGUUAUUGUAACGCCUCAGGGUACUGGUGGUGGGUUGGUUAUUUUCACUAGGCAGCAUGUACAUCUUUCUGUUCUUUGUCAGUCUUCUAAUCUUAUCGAUUGUAAUGUUCAGUUAAAUGGAUUUCAGUUUAAUUAUUCCUUUGUGUAUGGACAUCCUAAUCCUUCAUUGCGACAUUACACAUGGGAGAAACUAGAAAGACUGAGCCUUAACAGAAGGAAUCAACCGUGGUUCAUACGUGGAGAUUUUAAUGAAAUCUUGGGAAAUCAUGAGAAGAGUGGUGGUAGGAUCAGACCUGAAGUCUCUUUUCAGAAUUUUCGACAGAUGAUUAGAGUUUGUGAUUUCACAGAUAUUAAAACUGUGGGUGACUCUGACCAUCGCCCUUUAGUGACUUUCAUUUCUGCAGAACAAGAAGUGCCUCGUCGUUUCUUCAGGUUUGACAGCAGAAUGGUCAGUAAAGAAGGAUUUCAGGAAUCUGUUAAAAGAGGAUGGAAAGGAAUGGGACAGACUCAAUUACUACAGAUUCCAUUAGUACACCGUUUAAGUAGAUGCAGAAAGGAAAUCUCUGUUUGGAAACAACACAACAGAAAUAAUGCGGCUGAAAAAAUAGAGCUCUUUAGGAGACAGCUAGAUCAAGCAGUGGUAUCCCCAAGUAGUACUACACAAGAACAGAAUGAAAUCAAAAACAACUUACAACAAGCUUAUUUGGAAGAAGAAAUCUAUUGGAAGCAGAAAAGCAGAGUUAUGUGGUUAAGAUCGGGUGACAGAAAUACAAGUUAUUUUCAUGCUGUUACUAAGGCAAAGAGAAUACGUAAUACUCUUUCUACAAUACAAGAUGACAAUGGAGUUGUUCAUAGAGGUCAAAAAGAAAUCUCCAAUGUUGCGACAACAUACUUUCACAAGUUAUAUAGAUCUUCUCCAACGGAUCAAUGCCUCUAUGACAGUAUUUUUCAAGGUUUUGGAAAACGAGUAACGGAUGCAAUGAAUCAGGAUCUUGUACGACAAGUCACAGAAGAUGAAGUUAGAGACGCUAUCUUUGAUAUGGGACCUAAUCGUGCACCAGGACCAGAUGGGUUUUCAGCUGCCUUUUAUCAGAGAUUCUGGGAAGAUAUUAAAGAGGAACUGAUGCAGGAGGUCUCCUCAUUCUUUGAUGGAGAUGGACUAGAUACGGCACAUAAUCAUACGAAUCUAUGUUUGAUUCCAAAAGUAUACCCGCCAACAGGUAUGACUGAGUUUCGACCUAUUGCAUUAUGCAAUGUCUCAUAUAAGGUCUUCUCCAAGAUUCUAGUCAACCGGUUAAAACAACAUCUAGGCUCUAUCAUCUCUGAAAACCAGAAUGCUUUCAUUCCAGGGAGAGUUAUAACAGAUAAUAUAGUUAUAGCACAUGAGGUUUUCCACAGUUUGAAAGCAAGAAAGAGGCAAGCUACUUCAUAUAUGGCAGUAAAAACUGACAUUACAAAAGCUUAUGAUAGAUUGGAGUGGAAGUUUUUAGAGAAAACAAUGAGCUACAUGGGUUUUGAUUCUAAAUGGAUAAGAUGGAUAAUGACCUGCAUCUCUACGGUUACUUUUUCGGUGCUUAUCAAUGGAACACCGGAGGGACAUAUUAUACCUGAAAGAGGAAUCAGACAAGGAGAUCCUUUGUCUUCUUAUCUAUUUAUAUUAUGUGCAGAAGUGCUCUCCCACAUGAUGAAUAAAGCUAUGGAUGAUCGUUCACUUUUGGGGAUUAAGAUAGCAGUUCAAGCACCUUCAGUUAAUCACCUGCUAUUUGCUGAUGAUUCCUUAUUUUUCUCACUGGCUAAUGUUAAAGCUGCUAAGAAGCUCAAGAAAAUAUUCACAGAAUAUGAAAGCAUCUCUGGUCAAGCGAUAAAUCUGACCAAGUCUUCUAUAACUUUUGGUGCAAAGGUUUGGUCAGAAGUGAAAACUCAAAUGAGGAAUGUAUUGGUCACACAAGGAUGGAAACAGAGACAUCUCUCUUUGGGAGGAAAGGAGAUCAUGCUUAAAGCAGUGGCUCAAGCGAUGCCUAUUUACUCUAUGGGGGUGUUCAGAUUACCAAAGGAGAUUUGUGAUGCGAUUAGCAAUAUUCUAGCACAGUUUUGGUGGGGUAAUGGUGACAAGAAAGGCUUACACUGGUAUGCUUGGAAGAGAGUUUGUAUUCCAAAACGAGAAGGUGGACUUGGUUUUAAAGAUAUUGAGCUCUUUAACCAAGCUUUAUUAGGCAAACAAAUAUGGAGAAUAUUACAGCAUCCUUCUUGUCUUAUGGCUCGAAUAUUAAAGGCACGCUACUUUCCAGACUGCUGCAUCUUAGAGGCUGGACCAAAAAAGAAAGCCUCUCAUGGUUGGAAAUUGAUUCUCUAUGGAAAAGAAUUGAUAAAAGUGGGUAUGAGGUAUGUUGUUGGUGAUGGCUCGUUGAUUAUUACUUGGAUAGAUCCCUGGCUACCGGUUCAUCCUCCUAGACCUCCAAGAGCAAUUGGUGAUGUUGAUUUAUCGUCUAAAGUAAGUCAAUUGAUUCUGACAGCAGGAAAUAACUGGGAUGAAGCCAAAUUGCGGGACUUAAUAGUUGAUGAGGAUGUCAACAUCAUCAUGAAGAUCAAGCUCAGCAGUGUGGCUGAACAAGAUUUACUAGGAUGGCACUACAAUGAAAAUGGGAUUUACUCUGUUAAAUCUGGGAUACUUCAAUAUGCUAAUGAUGAUGCAAAGGAAUGGCAAAGUGUUGAUAGAUCACAAACGGGAAACUAUCAACAAAUCAGACCAGCAGAAAGACAGUACAAUAAUUCUUGGAGACGACCACCCAGUGGGAGAGUAAACUGUAAUGUUGAUGGGAGUUUUGUCAACAAUAACCUAGAGGCAAAGGUUGGAUUUAUUAUCCGAGGUGAACAUGGCCACUAUCGUGAAGCUGUCCAAGCGGUAGGGAAAAAAGUGCAGACUGCUUUUGAAAGAAAGCUACAUUUUGGAGCUUAUAAUUGGAUACGGGAGAUACGUUGGUGGAUGCGAAAGUUUGAUGAUAUUACAAUUACGUGGGUUCCAAGAAAGGCAAAUCAAGUUGCAGAUACUUUGGCGAAGGCACCUAUUCCAAACAAUAGUUUGUUUAUCUUUUACUUUUAUGUACCAAGGGUGAUUACACUUUCUGAAAAUGAAUGGAACGAGGCAUCUAGCAAAGCAAAUGUAAUUGCUGCCCAGAUUGAGUUGCUUGACGAGAUUAUCAAGGCUGAUGGAAAGUUUGACUUCAUGGCUGAGUUGGAGAAACUGAAGUUAGAGCACAUGGAAGCAGAAGGAAUGCUUGGUGAUGUGAAGGUCAUAGUUCCUGAUUGGUUUAAGCUUGAGGAAAAGUGGAUGUUGGAUGAGUAA
This is a messenger RNA of Raphanus sativus (radish), 3510 nucleotides long. RefSeq lists its product as uncharacterized. The coding region runs from base 1 to 3510 and encodes 1169 amino acids. Lineage: Eukaryota; Viridiplantae; Streptophyta; Magnoliopsida; Brassicales; Brassicaceae. Gene Ontology annotation, molecular function: nucleic acid binding; RNA-DNA hybrid ribonuclease activity. The transcript is spliced from 6 exons. The record is from RefSeq and is a predicted model, not a curated record.